Molecule: messenger RNA, 1457 nt
Organism: Mugil cephalus (flathead mullet)
Lineage: Eukaryota; Metazoa; Chordata; Actinopteri; Mugiliformes; Mugilidae
Gene: sla1a
Product: Src like adaptor 1a
Exons: 8
Coding region: 200-1027 (275 amino acids)
Molecular function (GO): protein binding
Source: RefSeq, a predicted model, not a curated record
UGAGCUAGCUGUGAGAUGCAGAGCUGUCACCGCACACUGCGACAUGUCAUUCCAGUAGAUUCUUGCGAAUGCAGUACACGUCUAAUGCCGGACCGUCCUGCUGCCACCAUGCCCUGUUUGGACCAAAGCCUCUCUUGAUGCCAUCAGAGGGUGUGAGCUACGAAUUCUACAGGCUGCUGGAGUCUGGUCCGUCUAAAGGAUGGGAAAUAUCAUGCGAGGCGUGAGCCCCAGGGACAAUGUGAGCACUGAAAACCUUGACAGCUCAACAAAGGGUUCCGAGGGCGACAUGGUGGUUGUGCUCCAGGACUACCCUUCCCCUGAAAUCAGCGAGCCAAUCUACAGAAUGGGAGACCAGCUUCGAGUCCUCGCACAAGAGGCUUAUUGGUGGAGGGUUCGCUCUGUCCAAACGGGGAAGGAGAACUACAUACCUAACAGCCAUGUGGCAAAAGUGUACCAUGGCUGGCUGUUUGAAGGGGUGGAGCGCCAGAAGGCCGAAGAGCUGCUCCUUCUACCUGGUAACAGAGUGGGGUCUUUCCUGGUGCGAGAGAGCACAAGAGAAAGAGGCACGUAUUCGCUCUCUGUGAGACAUCGGCACGUAAAGCACUAUCGUAUCUUCAGACUGGACAACAGCUGGUACUACAUCUCCCCACGCCUCACCUUCCAGUGCCUUGAAGACAUGAUCAACCAUUAUUCCGAUUCUGCUGAUGGGUUAUGUUGUGUGCUUACCUCGCCCUGUCUGUCGGCAACAGUCCAGCCACCGGUCGCAAGAACUGAAGCUCCACCUGUGGUCAUGCGACACAACUUUGACUGGAUGAAAGUCGACAGGAACCAGCUGGUAGCCCAAGACAGCUGCAAUGACAGCAUGGUGAGCUACGGCGUCAGGAACAGCAUCGCUGCCUACUUGUCCUUUUCUGCCAAUCAAGUCCCCGCACAGCUGAGAGCGGAGAGCCGGAAGAAGAAGAGUAAAACUGUCUAUGGCCUCCCUGGAAAUGGUCAUGGAAACUUUGACUAUGAGGACAACUUCUAGAGACAGCAGCGUGGUUCAAAGGACUGAAAUAUCUUCGAGAGAGGGCCAGUAGAGACUUUUUUUUUUCCUGCAGUCUACUACACGUUCCUAAUGUCGGCUGAGGGCUGCACUGAGCCGACACUUGCUUUAGUGUCCUGAACAUCGAAGUGUGUUAUAGUUUUCGGUAUGAGCACUUUGAAGUACUUUAACAGUAAAUUACACGAUCACUUACACUUUAACCUGGAUUAUAAACCGGAGCUAUAAGGAGUUGAACUGCAAUUAAACUGUGAUGUGUAGGCUACACUUUGGGCCAAGAAACAAAGCCUGGCAUUAUGAUAGUAACAAGAGGCUUGAAUGCUGUGGGUAGUAUUAAUCUGUAUACUGUAUGAGUAUUAGUGACUUUCAAACUAAUUUCCUGUGUUGUGAAUAAAUAUUGACUGGUUACUGUGGA